AUGGGCCCCCGUACCGCCUCCUCAUGCUGCUGCCAGGCCCGUAAUCUGCCAUGGGCCCCCGUACCGCCUCCUCAUGCUGCUGCCAGGCCCGUAAUCUGUCAUGGGCCCCUGUACCGCCUCCUCAUGCUGCUGCCAGGUCCAGAGUGUCUCAUGGGUCCCUGUACGGCCUCCCAUUGCUGCUGUCUCCAUCGCCACACUCUGCCAUGUGCCACUUUCAGGUCUCCUCACACUGCUGGUGGGUUCCAUUUUGUCAUAGGGUGCUGUAUGGCCUCCCAUUGCUGCUGCCUCCACCGCCACACUGUGGCUCCACACUCUGGUUUUGGCCCCGUGACUGCCCAAAUGAGUGAAGUGUGCGGUGAUUCUAAGAUCGACGGCACUCAUCUGCAUGUCAUACUGACUGACAGUAUUAUUUCUCUUCCCCAGCAGACUCCAAGGGCAUUUAAAUUAAAGGUACAGUGUUCUGCACUAAUAUAA
Messenger RNA from Staurois parvus, 474 nucleotides. The record is from the annotation of a GenBank genome assembly. NCBI's taxonomy places the organism in Eukaryota, Metazoa, Chordata, Amphibia, Anura, Ranidae.